UCUCUUGCAUUCACCAGUCCAGCUUUUCCAAUGGGGAUGACUCGUGAAAGGAAAGUUCUAGUGCAUUGUUCAUCUACUAGUUUGUUUAUUUACUAGUUUGUUUAACCCAGACCUUGGAUGUGGGGACUUUAAUUUGCACAUGGAUUGGGUAUAUAGCUACCAUGUGUUUUGUCCUCCUAUAGCCAGUAGUUCUUCAGACAGUGGAUCCAUGGCAGCUGUAGGGACAUGGACAUGGGGUUCUCUCAGCCUGAUUACCGCUGGACGAGAUGCUACGGACAAUGUAGAGGAUGCCAUGGCAGAGGUUGAAGAUGACCCAGAGACUGGGCAUCACAUUGUGGGGAGGGGAGGAUUCCCUAAAGUGGGGGAGUGUGAUGCUGCCAUCAUGGAGGGCAUCGCCGGCAGGUUUGGGGCAGUCACAGCACUACGAUGUGUUGGGGCUCUGGUGCGGGUGGCUUGUAGGGUGAUGGACAGGAGCCCCCAUAGUCUGCUGGUUGGGGAUGGAGCAGCAGCUUUCGCCAGGGAGCAAGGCUUUACUAUAGAGUCCAAUUACAACAUGCUGUGA
Messenger RNA from Salvelinus sp. IW2-2015, 562 nucleotides. Lineage: Eukaryota; Metazoa; Chordata; Actinopteri; Salmoniformes; Salmonidae. The record is from RefSeq and is a predicted model, not a curated record.